CCGUAAGAUCCAAUGCCAAUCCGAAGAAAACGCCAUGGACACCAUAGAAAUUAAACAAAACCCAACUCUCGGAUCCUCUUCUUAAUUAGAAUUCACAGUGCGUGUUGUACACGCCCCACUGAGCCUCAGAGGAAUCUGAGACCAUGAUCCGAUGAUGAGCAUGAUCUGUUCUUGCUUAUAGAGCAGAAACAAUGGGCUUUUUAUGUUCUGCUUGUUCUUGGGAUAUUCGUGUUGCUCUAAUAUGGGUUUGGAGUGUGAUUUAUGUGGCAAAUGCUUCUGAGAAGUACAUUUCUGCAGUAGGAGACCCGGGAAUGAAGAGUCCAAAUGUGAGAAUUGGGCUCGAAGCUUGGAACUUCUGCAAUGAAGUUGGGGCUGAAGCACCUCAAAUGGGGAGUCCUAGAAUGGCUGAUUGUGCUGAUUUGUACUGUCCAGUGAUUUCAGUAGAUUCGGUGGAUGGUUUUUUGCAUGAUAAUGGGAGCAAGUGUGAAGCACAUCAUAAAGUGGAGAAAUCAGACAACCAUUUGGGUGCUGGUGAUGUAUUCCCUGUUGAGGGUUUUUAUUCUCACACAGACCCUGACCUGUUUGCUGUGGAAAAGGAACUGUAUCUUGGUUCUCUGUGUGAGGUGCAUGAUUCUAAUUCUGCAGAACCAUGGCAGUUUUGGAUGAUCAUGCUCAAGAAUGGCAACUUCGACAAAAACACAACACUUUGCCCUGAAAAUGGCAGGAAAGUUAGUAAAAUAGUUACAAAGAGAACAUUUCCAUGUUUUGGUGAAGGAUGUAUGAAUCAACCACUUGUGUACCAUAACUACUCCAGAGUGGUUUCUUCUGGGGACAAAAAUGUGUCUUUAACUGGAGAAUUUUAUGGGACCUAUGACCUUGAUGCCGAUUUGAGCAAAGGUCCAGGGAAGAACUCUUACUUCUCGGUCUCAUGGAUGAAGAAUAUGAGCUCAGGGAGUUGGAUUUUCUCACAAAAGUUGACAACAUCUGCAAAGUAUCCUUGGCUUAUGUUGUAUCUCCGUUCAGAUGCAACUAAAGGAUUCAAUGGUGGUUAUCACUAUAAUGGCCGUGGCAUCAUGAAUAAGUUGCCAGAAUCUCCAAACUUUACUGUGAAACUGACGCUUGAUAUUAAACGUGGAGGAGGCACCAACAGUCAAUUUUAUCUCCUUGAUAUAGGAAGUUGUUGGAAGAACAAUGGAGAUCCAUGUGAUGGUGAUGUUCUGACAGAUGUGACCAGAUAUAGUGAGAUGAUCAUAAAUCCGGCAACUACCAACUGGUGCCGCCCAAAUAACCUCAUUUCUUGCCCACCUUAUCAUGUUAGUGCUGAUGGUGAAAUAAUAUAUAGAAAUGAUACAUCCCGGUUUCCAUAUUCUGCCUAUCAUCUAUACUGUGGGCCAGGGAAUGCUGACUAUUUGGAGAAACCCUUUGAUAUCUGUGACCCAUAUAGUAAUCCACAAUCACAGGAAUUGGUUCAAAUUCUUCCACAUCCUGAGUGGGCUGUGCACGGUUAUCCUGCAAAGAAAGGAGAUGGAUGGAUUGGGGAUUCCAGGACAUGGGAGCUUAAAGUGGGAGCGCUCUCUAGUCGAUUGUAUUUCUACCAGGAUCCAGGAACCAAACCCGCGAAGCGGGUGUGGACUUCCAUCAAUGUUGGUACUGAAAUAUAUGUUAGCAGCAAAGGGGAGACUGCAGAAUGGACUGUAAGUGAUUUUGACGUAUUGGUUCCUGAAGAUACUACUGAUGAUGGUGAAGGCUUUUUUUAGUUUUUUGCCAAUUUGUUCAGGUUUCACCUAACCAAAUAUAAAUGCCCCCCCACGUAUUUCUGCACUUAAUUAUUUCUGUAUGCUUGAAUAAUACUUCUGUUGUCAACAAAUAUAUAGAAAUUUUAUGUGAAGAACAUCCUCAUUUCUUGCCUUUAUACUAAGGUUCAUCUUCCUCA
This is a messenger RNA of Vitis riparia (riverbank grape), 1933 nucleotides long. RefSeq lists its product as uncharacterized. Bases 192 to 1757 code for a protein of 521 amino acids. The transcript is spliced from 4 exons. The record is from RefSeq and is a predicted model, not a curated record. Lineage: Eukaryota; Viridiplantae; Streptophyta; Magnoliopsida; Vitales; Vitaceae.